AUGGACUUUGAUUUGUCAACGUCCUCUGUGACGGAAGCACUGGGCGAUCUUCAGAUGAAACUGCAGUCGGUGCAGGAAGACGCCGAGUUGUACUCCAAUUUAGAGAAAAAGGCCCGCAGUAGUUUCGAGCGACACCGCGCGGAGCUCACGCUUCUUCUGCAGAAGGAACGGGCCAUUCAUGCCGCCGCAGAAGACCGAAUUCGCGAUGAACUGCAGCGUCUGUUGAUGGAGAACGAAAGGGCCAAGGAAGAAUUGACGUCGAUGCGGCUUCAGCGAGAGAAGCAGUGCCGCAAUGAGAUGCGGGCACGGCAGCAUAAACGGGAGGGGCGAGAAAAGGCACUGCAGCGCGAGCUCUUGGAGCUGCAGGAACAAGUGAAAGCCACACGCACCGAGGCUGACCUCGCGCAGGAAGAGAAGACUUGGCAUGAAAUGCAGCUACGCGAGGUGUUGGGAAGACAGCGGGGCCUCAACGAUGAAUUGCAGCGGCUGCGGCAGGAUGUGGAGGAGCAGCACACACGUGAAGCGGCUGAGGCUCAACGACAGGAUCGAUGCAGUCGGCGACAGGGUGUCUAUUGCGGGCUGGAGAAGGUGUUUCUCCCGUCCGGGCCGCCCGAUCGGUGCCACACCACUUCGCCUUCCUCGCACCACAUCGCGGCCAUUGUGUCGACGGUGGAGUGGCAGAAUUACUACAAGCCACGGCUUUACUAUCGACGCCGUGGCAUCACUUCACCAAUGGAUAGACGACUAGAGAAUUCUCCACGUUACGACAUUAGUCCACUCGGUGAGACAAAACCGAAGCCUCUUUUGGGAAAAUGCGAACCGUCAGGUUCGUUUUUGGGGAAGGAGACAGCGGUGGCAUCGGCUUCAUCAUCACCACCGCGGCAUGUGGUGGAUAGUAGUGCAAAAACGAGGACACCGAGUCGUGCGGUGACGAAAAGUGGACGUCAUCUUGAGGCGGUAUGUCGUUCCUUGCUGCGCGAGAUUCUUUCGUUGCGCAGGGAGUAUCAGGACUGCAGUGUGGCACUAAAUGACCCCGUAGCGGACUCGGUGGAGGUGAGUCGACGCAUGCGCAGCAUUAUGAAUGAAUUGGACCGCAAGGUACAUCAGCUUCGCAGUUUGCGGCAGCAGCAGGCAAAGGUAGAGGACAAACUGAGGUUACAUGACAUGAUGAUGGAGAUUGCGGCUGAGAACAACUACUGUGAGAACAUAUACAGCGACCUACUCGAGCUCAUUCGUUCCUAA
Molecule: messenger RNA, 1242 nt
Organism: Trypanosoma cruzi
Lineage: Eukaryota; Euglenozoa; Kinetoplastea; Trypanosomatida; Trypanosomatidae
Exons: 1
Coding region: 1-1242 (413 amino acids)
Source: RefSeq, a predicted model, not a curated record